This is a messenger RNA of Cryptomeria japonica (Japanese cedar), 1209 nucleotides long. Its product is annotated as disease resistance RPP13-like protein 4. NCBI's taxonomy places the organism in Eukaryota, Viridiplantae, Streptophyta, Pinopsida, Cupressales, Cupressaceae. Gene Ontology annotation, molecular function: ADP binding. The record is from RefSeq and is a predicted model, not a curated record. Gene Ontology annotation, biological process: defense response. Bases 1 to 1209 code for a protein of 402 amino acids. The transcript is spliced from 3 exons.
AUGGCUGAUUUUGCUGUGAAUCUCAUAAGCCGUCUGGUUUACAUGCUGGUCGAAAAGACUUUCCAAGAGGCAUCAUUGGUAAGCAGUUUCAGAGACGACUUUGAUUUCAUGUUUAGGGAGCUUAACAGCAUCAAAUGCCUACUGAUUGAUGCUCAUGGAGCGACACAUUCCAGCCGUAAGAUUCGAUUGUGGAAAGUGGGCCGUAAGAUUCGGGUGUGGAGAGCAAGCCGUAAGAUUCGAUUGUGGAAAGUGGGCCGUAAGAUUCGCUUGUGGAGAGUAAGCCGUAAGAUUCGGGUGUGGAGAGCAAGCCGUAAGAUUCGAGUUUUGAAAGACCGAAUUCGAAGAAUUCACGAAAGCUCUAAGUAUCUCCAAUAUCUUAGAGAUAUGGAUGUGCAGCCAUCUUCUAUGCUGCUGACCACGGAUGACCCUCGAAUCAUUGCUGUCACAGGGUUGGGAGGUCUGGGCAAGUUUGCUGCUGAAACUCGUGUUCGAUACCCAAAGAUCAAAGAAACUUUUGACCAUCGGAUUUGGGUGGAAGUAUCCCAAAGCUUCUCAGUUCAGCAGCUGCUCCAGCAUAUAGCCUCGGAGGUAAAACUUCCGGAAAACAAAAGGCAAACUAAUCUAAGCGUUAAUAUGCUCAGGGAUAACAUCCGGAGCUACCUUCAAGGAAGUCGGUGUUUGCUUGUUCUGGAUGAUGUGUGGGACAGAAGGGCAAAAGAAUUGAUUAUUUCUCAGGAUUUCAAGGUUAUGAUUUCAACGCGUGACAAAAAAGUUGCACAACAAAUGGGAGCUCAGCGAGCCCAUGACAUGAAUCAUUUGUCUGAGGCUGAUAGUAGGAAGCUGUUCUUCAUGCAUGCAUUCCGUAAAGACGAAAUUGAGAGUCUUUCAGAGGACCUGAAGAAAAUAGCCGAAGACAUUGCAGACAAGUGCUCGGGAUUGCCGUUAACUUUGAAGACAGUAGCAAGAUCCAUGGUGAACGUCAGACGGAAUCCUAACAAGUGGGAACCCACGCUGAAUCGGCUAAAGCAAUUCGACACAAUCACGGACGACGUUCUGCCGACUCUCAGGUUAAGUUUCGAUGCUCUGCCUGAUUAUCUAAAGCCUUGUUUCCUUUUUUGUUCUGCAUACCCGGAAGAUACUAGAAUGGGUUGUGAGUACCUAGUACAAGUAUGGAUUGCAGAAGGAUUUGUUAAUCCUGAUGAAACAUAA